AUGAGUCGGCCAGCGGCUCUCCGCGGCGCUGGCAACCGCAAGCUAACAGCUACCGUCACGGCGGCUCACCUGCGUGGCAUAGCCUUCACGUCCAUCCGCACGUGCCAAGGUGCCAAGGGCGGGUCGCUCGGGCUGCCGCACCCCAGUCCCCCCCUCGCCCUUCCCCGCCGGGGCAGGGGCAGGGGGGCGGCGGUGGUGGUCCGUGCGGCCAUGUUCGACAACCUGAGCAAAUCUCUGGAGAAGGCGCAGCGGCUCAUUGGUGGGUGUGAGGUGCCGGGGGUGGGGGUUGUAGGCAAGAGCGGCACACUGACGGCUGAGAAUAUGAAGGAGCCGCUGAAGGAGGUCCGCCGUGCGCUGCUGGAGGCUGACGUGUCGCUGCCUGUCGUACGGCGGUUCGUUAAGAAGGUCGAGGAGCGGGCGCUUGGAACCAAGGUUAUUGAGGGUGUUACGCCGGAUGUCCAGUUCAUCAAGGUGGUGUCUAACGAGCUGAUCGAGCUGAUGGGGGGAGGGGUCGGGGCCAAGGACCUGGAGCCGGGCUUCCCGCAAAUCAUCCUCAUGGCCGGUUUGCAGGGCGUGGGUAAGACCACUGCCGCGGGCAAGUUGGCCUUGUACUUGAAGAAGGCCAAGAAGAGCUGCCUGCUGGUGGCCACGGACGUGUAUCGCCCCGCCGCCAUUGACCAGCUGGUCAAACUGGGGGCCGCCAUUGACGUGCCCGUGUUCGAGCUGGGAACGCAGGUCAGCGGCAAGCCCAUCAAGUUCGUGGGUGUGGGUGAGAAGAUGGAGGCGCUGGAGCCCUUCUACCCGGAGAGGAUGGCGUCCAGGAUUCUGGGAAUGGGGGAUGUGCUGACGCUGUACGAAAAGGCGGAGGCGGCAAUCAAGGAGGAGGAUGCCAAGGCGGUUAUGGAUCGGUUGAUGGAGGAGAAGUUUGACUUCAACGACUUCCUCAAUCAGUGGAAGAGCAUGAACAACAUGGGCGGCAUGCAGAUCCUCAAGAUGAUGCCCGGGUUCAACAAGGAGCGGUCCAACCCCGAGGUGAUCAUCAAGAGUCUGGCCCGGCGGCGGCGUGUCGCUCAGGACUCCGGUCACAGCGAGGCGGAGGUGGCGAAGCUGAUGACGGCGUACACCGCGAUGAGGACCCAGGUCGGCGGCAUGAGCAAGUUGUUGAAGUUACAAAAGUCGGGGGGGGACCCCUCGCAGGCGGAGAAGCUGCUCAAGGAGCUGGUGGCCAGUGCAGGGAAGAAGGUGGCGCCCGGGAAGCCGCCUGGUGACCCAGCGGGGUCGUUUAUCUCAACCCCCCGCACCCCUCACCCGCCUCCCGGCCCCCUUGGGCCCCGUUCGCAGGUCCGGCGGAAGAAGGAGAAGGAGCCCAUCAGCAAGGCGCGGGGAUUCGGGUCGCCCUCCAACUUCAACCAUGACCUGAGUCCCCCAGGUUCAAGCCCAGCCGCGUACACAUAUACUCUCUCACGCCUGUCGUGUCAGCGGCUGUGUGACGGCGGUGGUUUGUUGGAUGACUGGAACCUGUGGAGGAGGUGA
Volvox carteri f. nagariensis is the source of this 1533-nucleotide messenger RNA. RefSeq lists its product as uncharacterized. The transcript is spliced from 14 exons. Gene Ontology annotation, cellular component: signal recognition particle. The record is from RefSeq and is a predicted model, not a curated record. Gene Ontology annotation, molecular function: GTP binding; 7S RNA binding; GTPase activity. NCBI's taxonomy places the organism in Eukaryota, Viridiplantae, Chlorophyta, Chlorophyceae, Chlamydomonadales, Volvocaceae. The coding region runs from base 1 to 1533 and encodes 510 amino acids. Gene Ontology annotation, biological process: SRP-dependent cotranslational protein targeting to membrane.